AUGCCGCAAGUUAAGAUCAUCGCGAAAAGUUUUAUGGACAUGGUGGCGUCUCUCACCGCCAUCAAGCUCGACAAACUCUACAACAAUGUCUUCAUCUGCGAGGCCAUUCUCAGGUCUUUGCCACCUCUCGCCAAGAAAUACGUAUUGCAGCUGCUGUACAUUGACAUUCCUGUACCUGCCACGAUGAUGGAGGAGUGGGUGCUUGCGGAUGGCGUCUCUAAGCACAGAGUUGCUAUUGAUCGACUCAUUCAAUUACGCAUCUUUUCCGAAACCAAAGAUAGGAAAAAGCAAACAUGUUACAGCCUAAAUCCUACAUUUCAGAAAAAUCUUCAGAAACAUGUCAUUUCCGGUGGAGUUUUGCCUAGGGAGCCUAUGAACGCCAACAACGCUAACAACGCCAUUAAGCUUCCAAGUCUACAAGAACUCGAAACCUAUGCACUUCAGCAAUGGGAGUGUUUCUUGCUACAACUCAUAAAUUCGGGUCAAGCUGAGAAGCUAACCGGCAUCAGUUCGUCCAUGCUGAAAGUCUUCCAGCGAGGUUUGUUGAGUCAAAGAGACAGAGAUGGUCCAAGAUUAACUGAGAGUGGCUUUCAGUUUUUGCUAAUGGAUACAAAUGCUCAGCUUUGGUACAUUAUCCGAGAAUACAUAUUGAAUGCCGAGGAGCGAGAUGUAGAUCCAGCAGACUUGAUUUCGUUUUUGCUGGAGCUUAGUUUUCAUGUUACUGGUGAGGCUUAUAACUUAAAUACCUUGACAGAUGUUCAAAGAAAUACACUCAAGGACCUUGCAGACUUGGGAUUAGUCAAGCUUCAACAGGGAAGAAAAGACAGUUGGUUUAUUCCUACUAAACUGGCUACAAAUUUAUCAGUCAGUCUGGCAGAUUCAUCUGUGCGAAAAGAGGGAUAUGUUAUGAUGGAAACAAACUUCAGGAUGUACGCCUACUCGACAUCUAAGUUACAGUGUGAAAUUUUACGUCUGUUUUCGAGGAUAGAGUACCAACUUCCAAACCUUAUCGCUUGUGCAAUUACCAAGGAAAGUUUGUACAAUGCAUUUGACAAUGGCAUCACAUCAGACCAGAUUAUAACUUUUCUACAGCAGAAUUCUCAUCCACGAUGUGCUAGCCGAGUCCCAUCUAUUCCAGAAAAUGUCACUGACCAGAUACGGCUUUGGGAGUCAGAUCUUAAGAGAAUAGAGAUGACUCAAGCUCACUUCUACGAUGAAUUUCCUUCAAAGGAUGUGUUUGAGGCAGCUUGUGACUUUGCUCGGGAAUGGGGAGGCCUUCUCUGGGAAGACUCAAAGAGAAUGCGACUUGUUGUCAAAUCCGAAAUUCACAACCAGAUGCGUGAGUUUCUUCACACCCAGAGCAAAUAA
Microthlaspi erraticum is the source of this 1368-nucleotide messenger RNA. The record is from the annotation of a GenBank genome assembly. Lineage: Eukaryota; Viridiplantae; Streptophyta; Magnoliopsida; Brassicales; Brassicaceae.